AUGGCAACAGUGGUAAAACAAGUCUCCUAUAUCAUUACAUUCAUGGAACAUGUAAUUUAUAGGAUCAAAUAAGAAAUAUCUAAUGUAAAAUAGACAUUGGGUGUUGAGUUUUCAUCCAAAAUAAUGCAAAUCAAUCAAAAAAAGAUUAGAAUGUAAAUGUGGGAUACAGCAGGUUAAGAGAGAAUAUAGAGCAUUGACAUAAGGGAUCUCUUUUAAGUCCUCGACAUCACUGAGUAUGCAUAUAGAAAGUAAUUUAGUACAGCAUCCUUUGAAGCCUUGCCAGAAUGGAUUAAAUAUGCAAGAGAUUACUCAAAACCUUCAGUUUAAAUUAUUAUUAUUGGAAAUAAAGCUGAUUUGGAUAAGGAGAGAACCAUUUCUCAAUAAUCUGCAAAAUAGUUUUGUCUAGAAAAUGAAGUUCAAUACAUUGAAACUAGUGCAAUAGAAUUUUGGAUUUGCUCCAAUAAGGAUUCAAUGAUUCCAAUUUGA
Molecule: messenger RNA, 486 nt
Organism: Paramecium tetraurelia
Lineage: Eukaryota; Ciliophora; Oligohymenophorea; Peniculida; Parameciidae
Exons: 3
Biological process (GO): regulation of endocytosis
Cellular component (GO): endosome
Molecular function (GO): GTPase activity; GTP binding
Source: RefSeq, a predicted model, not a curated record